CUCUAUCUCUCGCUCUGACGGCGACUAUAACACGUUCAUUCAAUUAGAAACCGAUCAAUUGAACCGGUCGUUCUAACCGCCGGUCAAAGUAUUUGCCAUACUUUGACUUCUCAUCCGGACAGCUCUCGCCUUUCCACCUCCGACAGGGGUCUAUCCUCCACCGGCCACCGGCUGUCUCCUCACACCCGACGACUACCAAAGAUUCUCGAAUCCCGACAGUCCUCAAUAUUUUCACAAUGUCCGCUCGUCCGCUGUCGCAUUGCCUCCGUGCCCGCUGCCUUUUCCGCAGGUCCCAGAAUGUCCAGAGCUUCUCGACUCGGAGCAGUCUGCGGGCCGCCGAUCAUGGUGAUCACUACGACCCCCCGUCCGGCUGGCUCUUUGGCAUCAAGCCCGGCCAGAAGUACGUGAAGGAGGGCUGGGAGAACAUCUGGUACUAUGGCUUUAUUGGAAGCUUGCUUGCUGCCGGAGUGGCAUAUGUCUUCAAGCCGGACACUUCGAUACAGACGUGGGCUCUGGAAGAGGCCCGCAGAAGGCUGGAAGCCGAGGGUAUCCUGGAGGAUCCUGAUAAGGUUCAGGGAAAGUAAAUCGCUGAGUCCGGGUCUUCCUUGUACAUUGUACAUAAAGUGUUCGGACAGUAAAGGCAUUUUCGGUUAAAGGGCUACAUCUGUGGUAGCAGACAUGACUUCCGGUUGGCUUCCUAGACAGGGCUGCUAUCUCGUUUCUUUUGUUCCUUUGUUCUUUCUUCACUGUCAACGUAUAUCCUGAAAUGUUUUUUUAUCGCCGAUUCGCUUUACAUCUUAUUGACGAGGAAGAGUGGGAAAACCUACUGUGCUAUAAAAUGUGUAAUCUACCAUAUAUUACAG
Messenger RNA from Aspergillus campestris IBT 28561, 863 nucleotides. RefSeq lists its product as uncharacterized. The record is from RefSeq and is a predicted model, not a curated record. The transcript is spliced from 2 exons. The coding region runs from base 237 to 584 and encodes 115 amino acids. Lineage: Eukaryota; Fungi; Ascomycota; Eurotiomycetes; Eurotiales; Aspergillaceae.